AUGGAAAUUAUUUCGGUAUUUGUUGAAAAACUAGGAGAGUACUCAGUUGGUCCAAUUAGAGAACAGUUUGGCUAUCUUAUUUUCUACAAGAGACAUAUUUCAAUUCUCAAAGAGGAAUUUCCAAGACUACAUGAGAAGGAGGAGGCAGUGAAACAAUCUGUUCUUGGAGCCCAAUGGAGUCAAGAAGUAGUGCCAAGUGAAGUUAAGACGUGGCUGACAGAUGUGGCCAAAAAAAUAGAAGAAGUGCAGAAAUUCCUUGAAGAAGAUGUGAAAACUAAUAUGAUGUGCUUGAAUGGUUGGUGUCCAGAUCUAAAGCUACGCUAUUCCUUGGGUAAGAAGGCUCAAAAGAAUACUCAAGUUAUCAAUGACAUGCUAAAAGAAGGUGAAAAAUAUGAUCAGGUGUACAAUAUUAAAAUUCCUUUGGAAGUAAAAUCAACAUCCACAGAAUGGUUUAAGGAUUUUGAAUCGAGAAGAUCAACGAUUGAAAAUGUUUUGGAGGCUCUAAGGGAUGAAAAUAUCAACAUGAUUGCAUUAUGCGGUAUGGGUGGAAUCGGAAAGACCGAAAUGGCCAAAGAGAUAGCUAGAAGAGUCAAAGCUCAGAGUUUGUUUAAUAAAGUUGCAAUUGCAGUAGUGUCCCAAAAAGCGGACUUGAUAAAGGUUCAAGAUGAAAUUGCAGAGCAGCUAGGUCCUGAACUUCACGAGAAGAGUUUAGUGGGAAGGGCAUCUCAGCUAUAUUCAAGACUGAUGGAUAGUAAGAGUGUUCUGGUAAUAUUGGAUGAUGUUUGGGAUCCACUUGAUCUUGGGGCUAUUGGAGUUAUCGAUGCAGUAAAACAAAAGACCUGCAAAAUCUUGUUGACGUCAAGAAAUGAAGAAACUUGCAAUUGGAUGAGAAUUCAGAAGAUUUUUCCAAUUGGACUUUUAUCUGAAGAAGAAGCGUGGAAUCUUUUCAUAGAGAUGGCAGGUGAUUGUAUCAAUACCUCCAAUCUAAUCUCAAUUGCAAGGCAGGUUGCGAAGGAAUGUGCAUGUUUACCCCUUGCCAUUGCGACAGUUGGACGUGCUCUCAGCAACAAAAGCGACAAAAAUGAGUGGAAAGCCGCACUUCAGCAACUUAAAAUGUCUAUCCCAAAAAAUAUCUAUGGUUUGCAUCCAAAGGUAUAUUCCAGCAUAGAGUUCAGUUACAAUUACAUAGAAAGUGACGAAGCCAAAUCAUGCUUUUUACUUUGUUGUUUGUAUCCCGAAGAUUAUGAUGUUCCAAUUGAACAUUUAGUCAGGUAUGGAGUUGCAAAAAGGUUUUUUGAAGGCUUGGAUAUUGUGGAACAAACAAGAAUAAAUGUCCAUGCAGUAGUUCAAAAUCUUAGAAGAUCAAAUCUCUUGUUGGAUAGUGGCAAGGUUGAAUGCGUCAAAAUGCAUGAUAUUGUACGAGAUGUUGCCAUAUCAAUUGCAUCCAGAGAUGAAAUUGGUUUUAUGGUAAAGUUGGAUAGAGGACUUGAAGAAUGGCCACAGAAGGAUAGAUACGACAGUUACACUGCAAUUUCUCUUUUACUUGGAGAACUAAAAGUGCAAUCUAUAGAGUUGAAGUGUCCCAAACUUCAGCUUUUGCGACUAUCACAUUUGAACCAGUCAGAAAUGUUUCCUGGCAAUUUAUUUAACGGGAUGAAGGAGUUGAAGAUGUUGUCUUUGCAAGAUUGUUGCUUCUCCUUAACAUCGUUGCCACCAUCAAUCCAGAUCCUCCAAAACCUUCAUAUGUUGCAUCUGGAGAGUUGUCGCUUAGGAGAUGUGUCGGCAAUUGGAACUCUUAGAAACCUAGAAAUUCUUGGCUUUCAUUAUUCCGAGAUCGAGGAGUUGCCGUUGGAAAUAGGAAAUCUUAGUCGAUUAAAGUUACUGGAUAUGAAGGGAUGUGAUUCUCUAAAGCGAAUUGCACCUGGUGUAUUAUCUGGUUUAUCUCAACUAGAAGAAUUGUACGUGGGAGGAUUCAAGAAUUGGGGAUGCUCAAGUACGAUGGAAGGAAAUGGAGAAGUAACAAAUAAUAAUGCAAGCCUUGCUGAACUAAUUCCUUAUUCCAGUCAACUGGUGGUUUUAGAGAUUAGUGUACCUGCAAAUAUCUUGUGCUUGCCCAAAGAAUUGCACUUCGGUAACUCCAAUUUCAGAUCUAGGAUAAAUAUUGGUAUAAAUAAUAUGAUAAAUGGGAGAUAUUUAUUUGAAAAUACUUUGUCAGUUGGAGUGGAGGAUGCAAGUGAUCUUUGGGAACACCAAACAAUUCUUUCACUGUUGAAGAAUGCUGUAGUUUUAUUUUUGGAUAUUGCAACAAAUUUGAAACAUAUUUGGUUUGAGAAAGAGCAAAAAGGAGUUUUACCAUGCAACUUGAAGGAUCUAACAAUUUUUAAAUGUGAAGAUUUAGAAUAUCUACUCGAAGCCACAUCGGAUAGUACUCUACCUAAUACCUUCCAUCUCCUGGAGUCACUAUCAUUAUUUAACUUACCAAGGCUCAUUGGCAUAUGUAAAUCCACAGAUUCAGUUGAGGUUGAAGGAGGAGGUAGCGCUGCAUCAACAACUAUCACUCAUAAACUAUUUUCAUCCAUAACCAUUUUGUGGGUACCCAAUUUGAAAUUCCUUCUUGUAUAUGCAUGUGGAUCACUAGAAGUGGUAUUUGAUCUAGAAGGACUAAAGGUAAAAGAGAACCGCAAGCCCAUCCUAGGAGUACUUUCUAAUCUACAUUUACGGAACUUAUCUGGGAUGUCACAUGUGUGGAAGAAUAUUCCACCAGGAUUUCAAGGCUUUCAAAACUUAAUAUCAAUUAAUAUCAAUGAGUGUCAUUGUCUAAGAAAUUUACUCCCUACUUCUAUAGCAAAACUACUGGUGCAACUCCAAGCCAUUAAAAUAUGGGGUUGCAACUUGAUGGAAAAUAUUAUUCAAAGGGAGUACGAAGCUGGAGAAGAAAGGAAAGCAGGUAUUUUAAGUAGCGAAGCCCAUUCUAUUAAGUGGCCAUCCAUAAAGAAGAUCGAAUUGUUGGAAUGUCCAAUAUUAAAAACAUUUGGUUCAGAAGUUAAAAGCAGAAGAAAGCUAAGAAAGAUGGAUGCAGAAUUGGAUCCAAGAGCCCAAGAGCCUAGUAUUGGCUCCUCCUUGGCAAGAGAAUCUUCAAGACUUUUGAAACGAUGCCUAGAGUCUUGUGUGCCACGUCAUAGGAAUUAUAGUGCAGUCCAAGGAAAUAGGAGCUCCUCCUUAGGAGAGAAUAAACACAACUUAACUAGAGAGAUUACAUUGGCAAAGCAAGGGCAGCAGAAUGUGAGUGAGACUGAAAAUCAUACAAAGAUGUUAUCUCUAAUUCCACAUGACUUGAUUGAAAGUUUAGAAAAUCUACAAAAACUUUUAGCAUAUCGAUGUGAUUCAUUGGAAGUGAUAUUUGAACUUGAGGGACUAAAUGCUGAAGAAAGUAAUAUCUUCAACAAUUUGACAAAGUUGUCAUUAAUAUCUUUGCCGAAACUGUUGUAUAUAUGGAAGAAAGGCCCACGAGAAGUUAAGGGAUUUAAUUACUUAAGAUUGCUAGAAGUAUGGAGUUGUGAUAGUUUGAAAUGUUUAUUCACACCAUCCAUAGCAAAACUUCUUGUGAAAUUGGAGAAAAUAGAAGUAUAUGAUUGCAAUGAAAUAGAAGAAAUCCUUGCAAAAGAAGCAGGAGAUGAAGAGAAUAGAGAUGUGAUUACAUUUCCUCUAGUGAAGACCCUCUGGCUUACGAAUUUACAAAAGUUGGAAUGUUUUUACAUCGAAGAUAAUCAUGCUUUUGAAUGGCCAUCUCUGGAUAAAAUAACAAUAGCUGGAUGCCCCAACUUAAAAAUGUUUGUUUCAACAAGUACAAAAACACCUCAGUUAAAGGGAGUGCAUACGAAGUCCAAAACUUUUCAACCAAUGAUAGAAGGAGAUCUCAAUGCCACCAUACAACACAUCAUCAAGGAAAAGGGAUUUAAUCAUCGAUCUUUUCCUCCACCGAGAUGGUUAGAUUCUAAAAUUCUUGGACGUCGCAUUAAUAUGUCUCCAUUGACAGAAGGUAAAUUUCUAUAUUUGACCGAUUCCCAAAUUCUUGGCUAG
Carya illinoinensis is the source of this 4080-nucleotide messenger RNA. RefSeq names its product probable disease resistance protein At4g27220. The transcript is spliced from 5 exons. Bases 1 to 4080 code for a protein of 1359 amino acids. The record is from RefSeq and is a predicted model, not a curated record. Gene Ontology annotation, molecular function: ADP binding. Lineage: Eukaryota; Viridiplantae; Streptophyta; Magnoliopsida; Fagales; Juglandaceae.